Molecule: messenger RNA, 8541 nt
Organism: Calidris pugnax (ruff)
Lineage: Eukaryota; Metazoa; Chordata; Aves; Charadriiformes; Scolopacidae
Gene: LARP4
Product: La ribonucleoprotein domain family member 4
Exons: 16
Coding region: 1661-3835 (724 amino acids)
Biological process (GO): positive regulation of translation
Cellular component (GO): cytosol; cytoplasmic stress granule
Molecular function (GO): mRNA 3'-UTR binding
Source: RefSeq, a predicted model, not a curated record
GCUUCUGAUCAUCUCAGAAGUGCAGUAAUCUCCCUAAAGUGUUUCAGUUUCGCUUUAUCAUCCUUAUUCCUUAGAAUGACUUCCAGCUUGAGCUAGAUGCUGACCUCAAAGAUGUGAGGUGGUGAGGCAAGUGUUUAUUUUUAUAAAAUAAUGAAUCAUCUCCUGAAUGAAUGUGUCUUGUCUUUUUUGCUUUGAUGAAAAGUAAAUUCCAGGCAGUGGGAUGAGCCAGUUUUGGGUUGGGGGGUGAUGCUGUGUGGGCCACGGAGCAGAGGGGGGGUCUGAGCUGCACCCAGAGUGUGUGGGUGCAACAGGUUCCCCGGCUGUUCUUCCAGGGUUGUUUUGUUGGAGAACAAUUACUCUGAAAACUGGGGAGGGAAAUGUUCGUGUGUCCUUUCACACUGAACUGUUUCUAGUUCUCCUUUCUGUUUCCAGUUACGUUCUCCUGCUGCGAUUAACGCAAGGGGGAAAACUCUGCUGCUGCCUGGAUUAAAUGAGUUGCACGUGGGGGAUUUUCAAUCCCCAAAAGGGCCUUGCAAAAAUUGUCAUCUUUGUUUGCCUUUAUCUCAUGAUUGUCUUGAACUUCUCCCAUGUUUGAAACGUUUUUUGUUACUGAAUUUGGGCUUGUCCUUGUAGCAAAUAGCUUUGGAACUAGGUGUGACCUUGGCAGAGGAAUUAUCUCUAAAGCUAUUGCAACUGCUUCCUUAUCCUUUUGCUUUAUGUUUGAGGCCCGGUAGAAAGCCACUCCUUUCAGAAUGCAGCAGACUGGCCUCUGAAAUAUCAGACUUCCUUAUUUGUGAAUUUGUGAGAUAUGGGUUAGGAUUAAUGGCUUUUGCCUUUUAAAUUCAAGCAAAUGGUGUGGGUGAAGUGGGCUGUGGUUCCAUGUCUGAAGGAACCUGUUUGGAGGAAUCUGGGUGAGUUGCUCGUAGGGUGUUGGGAAUUUCUGGGAAGAGAAGUUUUGCAAAAGCGUAGUUUUGUUGUCUGUGUGGAAGGAGUUGGUUUUAUCGUGGUAGAGCGAAAGCCGUGACAAAGCACGUCCCCUGUGCUGUUGCUGGGCUAUGGACAACUUUCCCAAACACCUUAGAGCUUGGAAAGGGACCUUGGAGGGCACCAUCUUUGCUGUAGGAACAAGUGUUUCUCUCUGUCAGGAAUCCUGCAGUUUAUCCUGUCUCAUUGUUUACCCUCUUAUGGUAACUAUGGUCCUUGUUGCCUCAAAGGGGGACGAUCCUGUUCUCCCCUCCCAGCAGGCUGUGAUGGGGGGUGUGUUUAUCUCAGCGCUUCAAAAACUUCAAUCUCCUUGGUUACAGGUUGAAGGAAGUCGUUAGCAAACACUGAUGUGUAUAAGGUGUAGGUAAACUCGCGGGGAAGUCGGGUAGCUCUCAGGUAAGUCCAUGAGGGAUCCUGGCACAGCGUAGGUGAUGGUUGUUUAGUAGAGAUGUCACCAAGUCAUUAGUUUCUUCUCCUUGAAAUAUGUUUUUUUACCUUCCUUUCUAGGAAGGGGUCUGGAGGAGGGAAAAUUUCCCUUUCUGGUGAAAGGGGACUGGAGCAUUAUGACAGUCAAGUCUUUAAAAGCUUAUGAGUUACCAGAGUCCUUGACGGCUAGCGGCUUCCUCUGCAGCUGUUGUCGGAUGUCAAUAAAGAGAGGUUGAAGGCAACACUUCUAAUGGAGCAGGUAACAUCCAAAGGUGCUGGCUUGAACCCUAACGCCAAAGUGUGGCAGGAAGUUCCCCAGGGGAGCGGUGAGACCGUGCCACCAACAAAUGGCACAGAGCACUCCUGGCAAGAAACAGCGGCUGCACAAGGGACUCACGCCGAGGGUAACCUAGAGAUUUCAGAGGAUAACUGCAAGCAGUAUGAAGUGAUGUAUUCCCCAUCGUGUGAAGCCACAAGAAAUGGCACAGGAGUUGAUGAAGCAUCUGCAAAUGGGAUUGUCCUGGCGACUGAAGAUCUUGGAUACCAACUCUAUGAAGUGUCAGGUGAAGGCAACUCCACUGUGUCCACAGAAGAUAUUAGAGAAUGUUUGAAAAAACAACUUGAAUUCUGCUUCUCACGUGAGAAUCUCUCAAAGGAUCUCUACCUGAUGUCUCAAAUGGACAGUGAUCAGUUCGUUCCAAUAUGGACAAUUGCCAACAUGGAAGGUAUUAAGAAGCUGACGACGGAUAUGGACCUUAUUCUUGAAGUUUUGAGAUCUUCUCCUAUGGUACAAGUGGAUGAGAGAGGGGAGAAAGUAAGGCCAAACCACAAACGAUGUAUUAUCAUUCUCCGUGAGAUCCCUGAAACCACACCUAUAGAGGAGGUGAAGGCUCUCUUUAAGAAUGAGAACUGUCCCAAAGUGAUAAGCUGUGAGUUCGCUCACAACAACAACUGGUACGUUACAUUCCAGUCGGAUACGGAUGCACAGCAGGCAUUUAAAUACUUAAGGGAAGAAGUGAAAACCUUUCAGGGCAAGCCAGUAAUGGCAAGGAUAAAAGCCAUCAACACAUUUUUUGCUAAGAAUGGUUACCGGGUGGUGGAUUCCAGUGUCUACACUCAGCCGGUUCAAACCCAAGCACAGUUUGCCUCCCCACUGUUUAUGCAGCCUGUAUAUAGUCCUCAGCAGUACUCUAUCUACAGCAUCGUGCCUCAGACGUGGUCUCCAAAUCCUGCACCUUACUUUGAAACACCGCUGGCCCCCUUUCCUAACGGUGGAUUUGUGAAUGGCUUUAAUACACCAGGAUCAUAUAAAACAAAUGCUGCUUCUUUGAGUAUAGGUCGCCCAUUCCACAGGAACCGCGUGAAGCCCCAUUUCCGAUCCUCGGCCGGCGCUGAACACGCCGGGGAGGGUCCGGCUGCCGCCAGCGCCCUGCCCAUGGGGGAUGGAGCCCUGAGCAGGACCAACGUCAGGAACUUCGUCAUGGAGCGGCAGAGCAGCGCGGUACCCGGGCACCAGGAGCAGGGCUACUCCCAGAAGGAUUCUCCUGCUGCACAGAUGGAGCAGAACGGGGAUUACGGCGUUGGCAGGGGCAGGAGGAACGUUUUCAGAGGUCGGAGGAGACGAGAAGAUGACCGCGUUUCAAGACCUCAGCCUUCAGCAGAAACAAAGACUCAGACACCAAAGUUUGACUUGCUAGCUUCAAAUUUCCCGCCUUUGCCUGGCAGCACAGCAAAAAUCCCAGGAGAGCCCGUGCUGGAGAGCAGGAUGGCCGACGUAGUUAAAGGAGUUUGCAAAGAAAAGGAGAGCAAAGAUUUGCUGCCCAGCUGCCCAGCUCCUGCUCAGGAAGAACCGACGCACAGCACUGUCCAACAGCCCGUGGCAAGUGUGAGUUCACCAAGUCAGACUGAGGCUGUGGCAUUAAGCACGGUUCAGCCAGACAGCAAAGCAGAAGAAGUGUCUGCUCAGAAGGAUGUGACAAGCCACACUUCCCCGCCGGUGUCUGUGUCUCCUGUCGGUGCUGCGAAGCCGCCGAGGACAAACACCGCUUCACCUUCCAGCGGUGCCAGCGCCGCUCCUGCCUCCGCGCUGCAGGAGCCGCGCAAGCUGAGUUACGCCGAAGUUUGCCAGAAGCCCCCCAAGGAGCCUCCCCCAGUUCCCGUUCAGCCCCUCAGGGAGCAUCGCACCAACGUUCCCCCUGCCAAAAAUGAAGAGAAUGGCACCCCUGAGAAGGCUCCGGAGAAGGCGCACGACAAGGGUGAAGGUCGAAUGAAGGAUUAUCCUGGGUUCCGAGGCAACGGGCCUCCCAGGGGAGCUGCGGGGAAAAUCAGGGAACAGAGGCGCCAGUUUGGACGCAGGUCAUCGCCUCAGGGAGCACCGCGACGCGUCGGCAAGGAGCAGUACGUGCCACCCCGCUCACCAAAGUAACUCUUGUCCAGCCAAUUAUUCUCUAUUUAAUUUGAGCUGUGGACUAAUAAGCAGCAAAGGAGACUGUGAGAAAGGAGUAUUCGUGAAGGGGAAUACUGAACUGGAGCGUGGCUUGUGUGGAGAAGUUAUGGAGGGUCCCAAAAUUCAUCUCUAAAAGUGAUUUCACAAAUGCUGGAGGAUUCCAAUCAAUAUAAAUAUAGAGAUUAUAAUUUUUGUAUUUUUGUUUUUAAUUUGCAGAGGGUUUCCUGCUUGAAAUCAGUUUUGGGGUUGUGAAACUAGCGUUUUGACAAAGCGAAAGAAUAUGAAUUGACAAAUUAACCUGUCCCUCAGCGUAGGAGGAAAAGGAGAAGAGAACAUUAUUUUUGAAAAAAUGAGCAUUUCUGUAAAAUUAGAACUUUUUUUAACCUAUUUAACAUUUGGCUUGUGGGAUGGUGUGUCUGCCAUUGAUGGCCUUGCACUGCAGAGCCCGUCUGCGGCUGAGGUGCUUGGUCGGCGCGUGAGCGGAGCGAGUGCAGCCAGAGACUGUUGUCAUGACUUGGUCACUGAUGAGAAAACCUGAAUGUACUACUGUAGUGAACUUUGUGUUUCCAGCUCGAAGUAUAGUCUCUUGACCUUACUAAUAAUUCACUCAGCAAGCUUUUUAAACUAAAAUUUCUACAGGAUACUGGAUUGUAGAUCAGAGCACGUGGACAGCAAAAAUGGUCUUCUAGACGCAAUUGGGAGGAGGCACAUCAGAGUUUUUACUUUGCCCUUUUUCCUCGCCUCCUUUUGAGGGCAACUUCUUAGGUUUGGUUUGGUUUUUUUCUUGCUUGUUACUUUCUCUAAUCUCUUUAUUACAGACUUUUGUGCAUUUAUCUUGGUAUGUUUUCCUGAGGCAGGCCCAGUGUGGGAUUGACGGAUGGCUACACACUUUGAGGUGUGAGUUCAGGAGUAGGGAGCCUGGAAUUCCAGCUGCAGAUGUGGAAUUCUGCCUGGCGGGUGGGAAGGCCGGGGGUCAAAGGGAUGUCUGUCCCAAGGGCGAGCGAAUCGGAGGAGUGGCUGGGUUUUCUGUAUACUGACCUAUUUUUGUGUUCUGGAGUAGGGUGUUGGAUGCUGUAUACUAGAAAUCAGGGUUUAUAUCUACUGGGAACUCACUGUUUACAGCUGAUGUAGUAGCAACUGACUUUUUUUUAACUGUUUAGAGUGGAACUAAAGGUGAAGAGUUAAACAAAACCCCUCAUGUUCAGAGAAGCUACUUGAAAGGUAGCCUCUUGCCUAGCUGUGUGCUGACUAAAUUUGCAACACUAUUGUGUAGUAAGUGGUUAAGUUUAGAAGCGAUUAACGUAAUGACGAAAUAGGAAAAUGCAGUGCAUUAAUCUGCCAAAAUCAGCAUGCCAGGGUUCAAGGUUCUGUAUAAAGUGUUAGGGAAAAGUAGCUUCCAGCAGUAAGAAUCACACCUUUUUUUUUUCUUUUUUUUUUUUUUAGUGAAUAGCAAGUGUACAAAUUUAAAGUUGUAAGUUGUGAACACUGGAAAACUCAAUUGUGAUAUAUACCGUAAACAUCUUAGUAAUAUAUGCUAGUGUUGCCAUUAGAAUGAAUGUAAGUGGCAGUUAAAAUAACUGUGAAAAUUUUCAUCUUCUGAUUUCUUAGCCAGAUAACCCUUGGCGACUUCUUACUCGGUAGGCAUUCUCUAUCAACUGCUUUGAGAACACUCAUAUCUAUUUUUAUAAAUAUAUAUAUAAAGCCAGAGUUGUCAUUUCUCUAACUUAUUAUUCAGCUUGGCAAUUGCUUUGAUUUGUUUCAUAACACAAUAUAAUGUAUUUAUGCAGUUAACUGUUCAUUUCUACGCAUGUUAUAUAUAUAUACAUAUAUAUAUACAAAAAAAAAAAAAAACCAAAAUCAUUACUCACUUUUAAACUACCUGUACUGGGUUUGGGAGGUUUUUUUUAAUUUAGUAAAAAAAAUCGUUGAUCAUGUCUACAGUUUAGGGAUGCUUACAGAACCCUUCUCCAUUUAUUUCGAUAAUGCUACAUUUGUUGGAAUGAUAGAGAAGUUUAAAUACUUAGAAGUGUUAAAAGUUCUGAAAUGCAAUUAAUUUGAUUUUUUUAAUAAUUUUAAAGGCUAUAAACAAUUACUGCAGUCAAACUGGAAAAAAACAAACCUGAUAGUCGCAGAUAUUUAGGAUAGAUGCGCGCUGUCCUUGCGAACUGAGUAAGUGUUGGGGUGUCAGUAGCUGUGGGAGGAGGAGGAGGAGGAGGAAGAGGAGGAAGAGUGCUUUGGGGAGAGGCUUCUGCAGGUGUCGGGCUCUGGCCUCCGUGGUGAAGGCUAAUUCUGAUCCCCACGGGCGUCUGCUUUCAGUGCAGCGCGUAGAAUAACUUAGUAGUGCUGAAAGUAGCUGAAUGUGUAACAUUUGUGAAACGUAGCUUCUUCAUUUAUUAGAUGUGGGAGGAAAAAUAACUGCAGUUCAACCUUGCUUGUAAGGGGAUUGGAAAAACUUGACCGUGGAAAGGAUGCUGUGUGUGUCCUGGGUAUGUGUUUUCCAGCAGCAGAUUAGGGCUCUUGUACAGUGUAUGCAAAUCAGUCUGUAAACCUGUUGGCUUUUUCCAGAUAUUCAAACUUGUAUCAGAUUAGGACAUUCAUAAUUAUUUAUUUAAUACCUGCGUGCAAGGAUCUAACAUGAGCAUUUCCCUUCUUCCCCCGCCCCCACUGCCAUUUAUAACCGUGGGGUUUGGUGGUUUGGUUUGGUGGUUUGUUGUUUUUUUUUUUUUUUUUUUUUUUUUUCUUUUUCCCCUUUUUAAUCUUUGUUGGGGGGAAACAACCAAGUAAAUAUAAGGCUGUGAAAACCCAUAGUUUUGUGUGCAAGCUCUCCUGCAGUACUCGUAUUGCAUGGCAAGCGCGUACCUUAGACGGGCCAAGCUGCUACAUCCUCACCCCCGUGAGGGACGCGGGCACGGGCCAGGCUCUGCCCUCCCAGUUUGCCCACUGGGACGGAGCGGGGCGGUCGGGGACGCGGCGAUCGUUGGGGAGCCAGGCUGAGGCUGGGGCAGCUCAUUGAUUCCGUGUGAGCUCUGCCGUUGGGUCAGCAGAGGUGAAACUGCCCCCUGUUCAACUGUCAGUGAGCACUUCAGUGACAAUAACAGUUCUCCGUGGUCCCUUCUCAGUAGCUGAACUCACGGUGUCAGCACCAACCUCCCUGCUCUGCUGAUAUCAAAUACCAGACAGUGCAAAUCGCACGUAACUUUCAGUUUUAUGAACUGUGACUUGUUUUCAGAAUUGUUUUGUUGGCUACAGAAGUGGGCUUCCCCGGUUAAGUUCUUUUCCAAAUUGUUGUGCGUGGAAAAGAUUGGGCCGCUCUCUCGUACUUCUGCUGGGGAGUGAAAAGAGGAGUAAUUCUUUGCAUGUGAUAGUAAAAUUAAAAGUGCAAAAAAGUUUUUUCUUUUGACUUCUGAAAUUAAGUUAGUUUUAUAGUAUCUUACAUUCCUGCUAUCUUUGUUGUUUUUGUUUUUGUUUUUUUUUUUAAAGAAGUUAGCCUGGCACAGUAUGAUGGUGCAGUUUUAGCAGUAGGUUUAAAAAAAAAAAAAAGUUUUUUUAAAAAAAAAAGUAACCCACUGUAUUAACCAGAAGAGAAAGAUGAUACUGUGGCAGAUCAGUAGCAAAUAAGUGACUUAAUCGAUGCUUUACUGUAGUUAAAUAGCUAUGGCCUUACUACUUUGUCAAUAUCAGCUUAAUUGUCUUGAAAAUGUCCGCUAUUUUUACUGUUACCCAAGUGAAUGUUCACCUGGGGUAAAAAUAUCUGGUAUGUACAGAUGAUAUUUUAAAUUUGUAAAAUGCGCCAUUGUAUUACAGAUGAUGCAACAGAAAUGCACUUCGGGGGGAAAUUGCUUCUGAUAAGUUUUUUUGUAAAUCCUUGAUUACUACAGAUAUGCAAUAGAAUUUUUGUUUCUAAUUUUGAUAUUUCCUUCUGAAACAUAAGAUUGUUGCCAUUAAUCUGAAUGAUUUAUCAUGCUCUUCUUUGUGUGUGUAUAUAUUACAUAUAGUCUGAGCUUCCUUUAGGAUGGUACAUAAUUUUGGUUUGUUGUAGUAUUUUAGUUGGCUCUUCUCUUAAGUGCCUUUAGUGCAGGCACUUCAAGAGGUUAAUUGAGUCUAUUUUUAAUGUACAGUUGGGAGGACUUGAAAUGAGAGUUAAAGCAACUUAUUUCUGAAAAAAUCCAUCUGCAAACUAACCUGUAACAACUUUAAAAUUUUAUAUUUAAGAACCAGAGGUUUAUUUUUAUGGAGCUUCAGUUGUGGAUACAGUUUCCAAAAAUGCAACUUCAAAUGUAAACAGACUGUGCAUAAAUGGGUUUUGUUCUAAUUUUUAUAGAAUACAAAAUAUUCAGAUAAUAUAUUGAGCUCAAGUUACUACAGACAUCUUGUUCCUCCCGGACGAAUCCAGCUUCCCCCUUGGCAUUUAUGAUCUCUCUCCAAAGUGGUAGGGCUUCAGUGAAAGGAGAAAAAAGCAACCUAUCUGGCUUCUAUACUUUGUCUGUUCUGGUAUAUUCCUGUUGUCAAAACUGUCAAAAACAAAAUUUGUGUAAAGUAGGUUCAUGCUUUAAAUGUUAAAAUGAUAAUACAUGUAUUUGUAUUUGUUUUUGACAUUGCCAAGGUGCUAUGGGAAAUUGAAAUAACAGUUAGAAAAAUAAAGCUGAUUUAAAAGAGAAAAAACACCAAAAAAACCAACAAAAAAA